AUGACAGGUCAAAAGAAAGGAGUCUACAAACACUGGCGUGGAAGAGGCCUAGGCAGAGGACUAACUACGAAACCCCAGCAGGGCAACACAGAACCGUGUGGAAGGUGUGGCAGGACUCAUCCCCCUCGCAACUGUCCAGCGUAUGGGCAGCGUUGUGGAAAGUGUGGAAAAUUGAACCACUUCGCGCAAGUCUGCAGAGCAGGACAACGUAACCCUAAUCAAGUGAGGGCCUGUGUUCCAAACUGUCCCAACCGUGGUCAUAACAAGCAUGACUCUCAACUGCACGUUCUCACGGGUGAUCAUAUGCAAGGGACAUUGGGCGACUUCGUGUCCCUUGAUGUCCUGACUGUUAACAGCCUUGAAGGGUCUGCAUUCUGGACAGAAGACGUCAGAGUAGAAGGCCACCUUCUCAACUUCAAGCUUGACACAGGGUCCGAGGUGAAUGUGAUUUCAAAGGAGAUUGUCCGAGCUUGGAAUCCUAGACCUCUUGUCAGAAGGUCUCAACGCCGUGUCACAACGUAUUCUGGGGAGCAGCUUCCUGUGGUCGGAGAGACAGUCUUGAGCUGCACUGCUAAUGGACUUACGUGCCCUGUGACGUUUCUGGUCGUCGACUUGUCGUCGUCGCCCAUACUGGGUCUUCAAGCAUGUCAGAUGUUCAACCUUCUCAAGAGAGUUUGCGAGGUUAAAGGUGAAGUGGCUCGACAUGAGAGUAUCAGGGAGACACCAGAGCAAGUUGUUGCAGAAUAUGAAGAUGUUUUUCAAGGUGUUGGACGACUGCCAGGAACUCAUAAGAUCAUACUAAAGGAAGAUGUGGAGCCGUCUAUUUCACCGCCCAGGAAAGUGCCUUUGGCCUUAGAGGAGAAGCUCAAGUUGGAGCUCGAGAGAAUGGAACGAGACGGUGUCAUUGCAAGAGUGACAGAGCCUACUGACUGGUGCAGUCCGCUUAUAAUUGUGCCGAAACCUAAUGCAGACAUUCGUGUAUGUUUGGAUCCUCGGAAGUUAAACGAGGCAAUCAAGAGACCUCAUUACCAGAUCCCAACACAGGAAAGGCAGUUUGCAAGACUUCACGGGUCUACAGUAUUUACGGUCAUGGAUGCAUCACACGCCUUUCACCACCUGCAGCUGGAUGAAGGAAGUUCUCGGUUAUGUACGUUUGCUACGCCCUACGGUCGUUAUCGCUUCUUGGUGAUGCCCUAUGGGUUGAACUGUGCCCCAGAAGCAUUUCAGCAGUCUGUGGACCAACUGUUUGCUGAGCUUCCAGACGUUCACCCAUAUUUUGACGACAUUCUGCUGGCGUCUCGAGACAUGGGGGGAGCAUUGCCAACAGCUUCGAAAGGUUCUUGA
Ornithodoros turicata is the source of this 1344-nucleotide messenger RNA. RefSeq lists its product as uncharacterized. NCBI's taxonomy places the organism in Eukaryota, Metazoa, Arthropoda, Arachnida, Ixodida, Argasidae. The record is from RefSeq and is a predicted model, not a curated record. The transcript has a single exon. The coding region runs from base 1 to 1344 and encodes 447 amino acids.